This is a messenger RNA of Lathyrus sativus (Indian pea), 345 nucleotides long. The record is from the annotation of a GenBank genome assembly. Lineage: Eukaryota; Viridiplantae; Streptophyta; Magnoliopsida; Fabales; Fabaceae.
AUGCGUAAACCCUCUCAUCCAUCACUUGCAUCACUAGAACACGGUUACACACAAAUAAGGAAAGGGGCCACGACGUGUUCAAACAUGUUCAAAAAGAAGAGGGGACCACGACUGAAAACUAAAAAAACAGAUUCAUGUAUACACACUCAACGGCCAAACCGCGAAGGGAGUAAGGGUUUAAGACUUAUCUUUAGGAAUUAUCGACAUCGUCGAGCCGCCGCUUGCGUAAAAGCCCUCAAACUCGUUGGAAAACGCUUUUGGAACCUUCCCACCUCAACACCACACGACGUCGGACCCGCAUACCUCUUCAAUUCCGCCGCCGAUUCACAGAUUAUCCGCCCCUAA